Messenger RNA from Opisthorchis viverrini, 14431 nucleotides. RefSeq lists its product as hypothetical. Gene Ontology annotation, cellular component: dynein complex. The annotation marks the transcript as partial. Gene Ontology annotation, molecular function: dynein intermediate chain binding; ATP binding; minus-end-directed microtubule motor activity. The record is from RefSeq and is a predicted model, not a curated record. Gene Ontology annotation, biological process: microtubule-based movement. The transcript is spliced from 48 exons. Lineage: Eukaryota; Metazoa; Platyhelminthes; Trematoda; Opisthorchiida; Opisthorchiidae.
GUGGGCCAGAAUGACCAUUGCUUCCAUUGCAUAGAAUCCCGUACACUCCAUCGGAACUGAAGCAUUUCCUAUUAUCCAUAUAAACGAAAUAAGAAUCCCCACAAUGCUGACGGAUGAAGAAAUCAAGCAAAAACAGGCCAGAAUCAAAGAAAAUCGGGAUCUUCGUCGGGCACUGAUUGAUGAUCGGCACAUGUAUUUGAUCAACCAAUUGGAACGGUACUUUCAAUUCGACGCGCCAACCAUAUGCGACUGGCUUUUGGACAGUCAACAACUGGAAGCCAUGCAAGACUUUUUCGAUAAAGGUCAAAGCAAAGUCUUAUUCGUGAUCUGUGCAGACACCGGCUUCACAGUUCUUAGAUCUAACACGUUUCGCAUCGUCAAAAAAAGUGCGAAAGCGAGCAAACGGCUUUACUUCCAUUUGGGCCAGCUGCCUUUUUCCGGUGAGACAGCUGUGUUCCUGCGUUUUAACAAUAAAGAAGCUAUCACUAUGAAAAACAUCCGCACAGAUGUCUUUGCCUGCAAGUUUGAAGUGAAUGAAGGAUUCCUCCAGCAGCUGCAUACAUUUAUGAAAACAUCGGUUUUGCCGUUAAUGUGGGCUCAAAGUCUGUAUUUUGGCAACUUGAAUCAUGAAGAACGGCAUGGUUACCUUGACUACGUGGAGAACUACCUGAGAAGCCUUUCGACCAUAAUUGCCUGUUCGAAAGAACGGGUUUUGCUGCCGCCUUCAAAACUGCCAGAUCAAGUGCACAAUAUGGAUGCAGAAGGAUUAAUUCAAUUGUCUCGACAUCCUGACUUCGUUAACUAUCUUGAGGAAAGCGCGUCACAUUGGAUGCGUCAAAUUGACGAAGAAGUAAAGGAAGUGGAAUUAUUGAGAGUUGAACGAGAACAAAACGGGCCUCAUGGAGAGUUCGACUUUUGGAAAGGCCGCAUGACACGCAUGAAUUCUCUGGUCAGCGAGUUACGGCGAACUGAUAUACAGAACGUUAUUGUUGCCCUGCAGAGUGUUCAUUCGAAAACCAUGGAGAAAUGGGUUGACUUGGACAAAAAGGUCACGAAUGCUUAUAACGAGGCGAAGGAAAAUGUCAAAUUCCUUUCAACGGUGGAGAAGCUGUGUGUACCACUUAACCACACAAAUCUAAAACUGAUGAUCAAGAAAAUGCCAAAUUUACUCAAGGCCCUGGGGCUUAUAUACCAGCAUUCCACAUUCUACAACACUUUUUCCAAUAUGACAGUUUUGUUUGUAAAGAUAACCAACCAGAUCAUUACAUCUUGCAAACGCUACCUAACGCUGAACAACAUCAAAUCAAUUUGGGAGCAAGAUAGCGAGCUGAUCAUCAAAAAGAUGGCCGAAUGCAUUGAAUUGAAUUUGGCCUACCAGGAGGCGUAUCGAAAUACACGGCAGGAGAUGACUGCUUCGGCAGUGAAACAACCAUUCAACUUUUCUGAAGUGCAGAUUUUCGGCAAUAUGAACUUGUUUACGCAGCGACUGGAGUACCUCACUCGUGUACUGCAAACACUUGGACAAUAUGCGACAUUGCGAGAGUUCGUAUUAGAAGGAAAAGAGCCGUUGAUUACUAGACUGGAUCGGUUGCAUUCGAUCAUCACGUCUAAAAAGUAUGACUACCUGGAUCAGCGGAACCAGUUAUUUGAGAACGACUAUGAGGAUUUCAAAGGCCGGAUAGCUGAGCUACAUGCCAACUUGCUUACUACGAUUGCUGCUUACUUCCGUAAACCGUGUGGUUUGAUCGCUCAAAUCAAGCUACAAGAACGCCUUGAAACCUUGAAGAUCCCCGAACUGGAUCACAGGGAACGAUACAGGAGUAUCUGCAAAAGCUUGCGAAACGAAGUGGUUUCUGCGGCAAAGCUUUUCAAACAUGGUAUGUCUGAUCCACCACUAGACAGGAACAUGCCACCUUUCGCAGGUCGUAUUGCCUGGGCACGUUCCCUUUACCGACGUCUAGAGGAACCGAUGAAUGCACUUGGGAAAAGAGCACCCAAAAUACUCCUCACGGAAGAGGGACAAGCGUUGGUGGCACAAUACAACGAAACGGUUGGGAGCCUUGUUGGAUAUGAGAUUACGGUGUAUCAGACAUGGAGUAAAAUGCUUCUGAGGAAGAUGGCAAGCAUGUCCUCCUCUGUGAUCAUAUUUGUCAAGGAACCGGCACCAUUUGGUAGGCCCUAUGUGAAUAUGGAUCCGGAGGUUCUCGGUCUACUUCGAGAAAUCGAAUGCCUCGACAAGUUGCAAUGUCCCAUUCCGAAAAUUGCCGAAGAGUUCUGGUUGAAGGGAGUCGGUCUGAAGGACAGCUUUGAACACCUAAAGUUACUCUGCAACGAAUAUGUUCGAAUCACAAAGAUGGUCCCACAAAAUGUGACACUGUUGGUUGCCCCAACUAUACAAUUAAUCAAUGCUGCGUUGAUGCCCGGCAUUACUCUUCAUAACUGGACCAGUUUCGGCCUAAAACCAUAUACGGAGGAAGUCUUCAGGCAACUAAACCGUUUUGAACAUAUGUUAGAUCAGGCGAAACAGAUUUAUGAGAAUCGCAUUACCGGCGUUCUCAAACGUAUCACAAACUGCCAGCUAAUCAGUCUCCCGGAAGACCCGAAUUCCCCUUUGGAAAUGAUGGAAUUGGUCUAUCAAACAAAACAACAAACAAAGAAGGUUUCAGAGGAAAUCGGCUCGCUCAGUUUGAGUGCAUUAUGUGCCGCCAUGGAAUACAUCAACGGGCUUAUGGUUGAUUACGAUGAGUUUUUGGAAAAGCAUAAUCUUGUCACAAAAAUUGAUGAAGAAAUGAAAGUGAAGCGCAUCUUGCUUGACAAAGGUCAGGGAACCAAAGUGUCCCGCAAGCCGAUAGCGUCCGUACCAGAUGCAUCAAGUAAGGGAUCUCCGGAAGACAUGACCAACGACGUGCCAAAGCAAACCGGAAGAGGUUCACCUGACGCAGCAAAAGGGACAGUAAGUGCUACUGAAUGGUCUGCUCAACCAGAAUCUCAAGUGGGCGGGCCGUCUGUUCGCACUCAGGCUACUCACACACAAACAAUGCGGACCGCGAUACAGAUCGCCAACGCUGCGGAUGACCUCAUGAGCUAUUUGGGCCAGAAAACAACUGAUGCAGUUUGCCAGGCUGUGCGAGCAGCACUGGAUCGUCUAUGGAAUAUCAUGGCGACGAGAGAAGCUGCUGUUGCACUGAAGGAUGUCCCUUUUGGUAAAGCAGUUAAAUGUGUGAAUCAUCCAGAACAAGCUCCAAUAAAAUUACUCCCCACUUCCUCCAAUGUUGUCGACGUGGAUUUGAUCAGUAACUUAUCCCAAAACUCUGGAGGCCGAGCCAGCGUUAUCGCGCCCAGUGGUUCGAGGCGCUCAGAAGUCUUACUUCCACAGAGUGCCUCCGACGAAGAAAUUCCGCAGCGUACCAGUGUUGGUGGAGUGAGCGUUGGACAUGUGAGCCUAACCUCCAUGGGGGCUGCGCCCAUCGUCGGAGUUAGCGGUUCCGUUCCCGGAAGUACGAGUCCAACUUCCACUGAAAUGGAAGGUGGAAAAUCAGGGAAAGGUUCGUCCACAUUUGAUGUGCGUGCAAUGAUGGAAUCAGACGUGAAUGAGCAGCCGGUCAACUGCUACCGCGAAGUGCACACUGAUCGUGAAGUAUACCGACUCCGGACCUUCCUUGUGACCAGCAUGCUACAAAUGAAGAAAAUUCUUUUUUCUCCCGACGGCACAAUUUACGAAGUGGACAGCCUGACGGGUUACCUAGAUCGGUAUGCUUCUUUAUGGAAAAGAGAUUUGAAUGUGGAAGUUGAGGAAUUCCUCUCGUCCUCACCGACGAUGCACGACUUUCAGACCAAAUUCGAAGAACUUGAUGAGAUUAGCAGGAAUCUGGAGGAGGAACCAAAUUAUUACGUGGUCGGGGCGAUUUACAUUUCCACAGAGGACUUCAAAUCCGUGGUUCGAAACAAUCUGAUGCAGCUGAAACAGACCUAUGUCAGGGCGUUCAUUGAGCGAUACAUUAGUUCGGUGGAGAAUAUCGGUAAUACUUUGGAAGAAUGGGAACGCAACCUUCAGAGAAAUAUUAACAGUUUGGAUGAUAUCGCUUUCAUCAUGGACACAUUGCGGGUGAUUCGCGAACGUGAGAUUGAUACUGAUUGUGAACUAAUUCAGUGUGAGGAAGCGAACGCGUUAUUGAGCAAGUUCAAUCUACCCUACCCAAAGGACAUUGGUGAUCGAGUGGAAUUAGUACGAUGCGCAUUCUUGCGCAUUAAAGAGCGUGUGUUCCAUACCACGGAUUAUAUACUGUCAAUACAAGGUGGAUACAAGGAUGGUCUAUUGGCUAGCAUUCAAGAAUUGAAGGAAUCAACGCAGAAAGGCCCUAUGGUUCCCGGACUAGCACCUCAAGAAGCGCUGGACAAACAGAUUCAGUUCAAAAACCGAUUUGACAACUUGAUUCGUAAAAUCAACACAGCGCUCAAAGGUGAACUCCUGUUCGGCUUACCUGCCUCAGACUACAGCCGGGUACAACAAAUCGGACGGGAACUGGACCUGCUUCAGCGGCUCUACGGUUUGUAUAACGAGGUCAAUCGUACAGUGGCUAGCUACUAUGAGAUUGUAUGGCAGGAAGUGGACAUGGAGAAGAUUGGAGCAGAUUUGCAAGAAUUUCAGAAUAAGUGCAAGCGACUUCCAAAGGCCUUGAAAGAGUGGCCUGCCUACACUGAUUUGGAGAAGACAAUUAACGACUUCAAUGAUAAAGUUCCACUUUUGGAGAUGAUGACAAACAAAGCCAUGAAACCGAGACACUGGCAGCGACUGGCUGAUCUGACAAAUUACAACUUUAACGUGGAGUCGGAAAACUUCACACUGAAAAAUAUGUUGGACGCUCCGUUGCUUGAUGUAAAGGACGAUGUAGAAGAUAUAUGUGUCUCUGCUGUGCGCGAAAAGGACAUCGAAGCUAAGCUGAACGUGGUGGUAGCUGAUUGGGCCAAUCAAGAAUUGAAACUCGCGCAAUUCAAAACACGGGGUGAACUAUUGCUGAAAGGGGAUCGUAUCAGUGAAAUAAUCCCAAUCCUGGAAGAUUCCCUUAUGAUAUUGAGUUCGUUGAUGAGUAAUCGCUACAACGCACCAUUCCGCAAUUCCAUUCAAGAAUGGGUUCAAAAACUGAGUACUACAAGCGAAGUUUUGGAGACAUGGAUGCGGGUGCAAAAUUUAUGGGUAUAUUUGGAGGCGGUAUUCGUGGGUGGCGAUAUCGCGAAGCAGUUGCCAUCAGAAGCCAAGCGUUUUCAAGCUGUUGAUAAGACAUGGAUUAAGGUCAUGGAGAGAGCACGUGACACACCAAACGUCAUCGCCUGUUGUGCUGGGGAUCAGUCGUUACAGGAGCAGCUUCCUAGACUUUUGAGUCAACUGGAAUUGUGCCAGAAAUCCUUGUCAGGUUAUUUGGAGAGAAAACGACUACUCUUCCCUCGGUUCUUCUUCGUAUCCGAUCCAGUUCUUUUGGAAAUCCUUGGACAGGCAUCGGACCCACAUGCCAUCCAAGCCCACUUGUUAGCCAUUUUUGACAACACAAAGCGUGUGCAGUUCGCGGAGAAGGCCUUUGAUAUAUUGGCAGCCUUUUCACAAGAAGAUGAGAAGUUGCCUAUGAUUAAACCAGUCAAAUGCGAAGGACACGUGGAACACUGGUUGCACGUUUUACUCAAAACUGGCCAAGCUUCCCUUCACAGCCUUAUUCGAAAAGCCUACUAUGAAAUCAUUGACCCAACUGUUGAUCUGACAGAGUUUUUCGAUAACCAGUUGGCCCAGAUCGGCUUGCUGGGUAUUCAAAUUUUGUGGACCAGUGAUGCGACGGAUGCAUUGAACUCAGCUCGAGUCGAUCCGAAAAUCAUGAGCAAAACGAACAAACACUUCCUGGAAAUUUUAAAUAAACUGAUUGGAGAGACAACUCGUGAACUGAACAAAACUAUGCGUACAAAGUACGAAACCCUGAUCACAAUUCACGUGCAUCAGAGGGAUAUUUUUGAUGACCUGUGUAAACAAGGGAUCAGAUCAACGAUUGAUUUCGAAUGGACAAAGCAGACGCGAACUUAUUUCAUGGAAAAGGUGGACAAGUGCGUCAUCUCCAUAACGGAUGUAGACUUUGUCUACCAGAACGAAUUCCUUGGUUGCACAGAGCGUUUGGUCAUUACUCCUCUCACGGACAGAUGUUACAUCACUCUAGCCCAAGCGUUAAAUAUGGGGCUUGGAGGUGCCCCAGCCGGACCGGCUGGGACUGGCAAGACGGAAACCACGAAAGAUAUGGGACGUUGUUUGGGCAAGUACGUUGUCGUGUUCAACUGCUCCGAUCAAAUGGACUUCCGAGGCUUGGGUAGAAUCUUUAAAGGAUUGGCACAAUCUGGUUCUUGGGGAUGCUUCGACGAAUUCAAUCGGAUCGAAUUACCCGUGUUGUCCGUUGCGGCUCAACAGAUCGCUAUUAUCUUGGCAGCCAAACGAGAGGGAAAAACAUCAUUCAUCUUUUCUGAUGGGGAUCACGUCGAGUUGAAUCCAGAAUUUGGUCUAUUCCUGACAAUGAACCCAGGAUAUGCUGGACGACAGGAACUGCCAGAAAACCUGAAGAUCAAUUUUCGAUCGGUGGCUAUGAUGGUGCCUGAUAGGCAGAUCAUUAUUCGAGUCAAACUGGCUGCCUGUGGUUUCGUGCAGAACAUUAUCUUGGCUCGCAAAUUCUAUGUGCUAUAUAAAUUAUGUGAGGAGCAGCUGACGAAGCAGGUGCAUUACGAUUUCGGUCUGCGGAAUAUAUUGUCUGUACUACGAACGCUUGGAGCCGCAAGGCGUGCGAAUCCAAAUGACUCUGAGGACCGUUCUGUUAUGCGCUGUCUGCGUGAUAUGAAUCUGAGUAAACUGGUGGACAAAGAUGAGCCUUUGUUCAUGUCACUCAUUGAUGAUCUGUUUCCGGGUAUUGUACUCGAUAAAGUCAGCUACCCUGAGCUGCAAUUGGCGAUACGAAACCAAGUCACUUCAAUGUCUCUCAUCAACCACCCGGCCUGGAAUCUGAAACUAUUCGAGACCCAACGCGUACGUCACGGCAUGAUGACUUUGGGGCCGUCAGGGGCAGGGAAAUCUUGCUGUAUAAAUGUCUUAAUGAGAGCCAUGGGUGAAUGUGGUUCACCACAUCGUGAAAUGCGGAUGAACCCGAAAGCAAUCACAGCACCGGAAAUGUUCGGCAAGUUGGACGUCGCAACCAAUGACUGGACAGAUGGGAUCUUUUCCACGUUAUGGCGCCGUUCAUUGAAGACGAAAAAGAACGAGAAUGUAUGGCUUGUGCUCGAUGGGCCAGUGGACGCUAUUUGGAUCGAGAACCUGAAUUCCGUGUUGGACGAUAACAAGACCCUCACACUGGCCAAUGGAGAUCGUAUCCCCAUGGCACCCAAUUGCAAAAUUAUCUUUGAGGUUCAUAAUAUUGACAACGCUUCGCCUGCCACGGUGUCCCGAAACGGUAUGGUAUUCAUGUCAAGUUCGGUACUGAACUGGGAUCCAAUUACAAAUGCUUGGCUUUUGAAACGACCACAGGCAGAUCGUGAGAAGCUCCACAAUUAUUUCAAGAACUCGUUCCCACAAACACAUCGCUAUGUAACUCAAAAUCUGCAACUCAAGAUGGCCUACCAUGAGGCAUUCUUGGUUCAACAAGCUUGCUCGAUCCUCGGUGGUCUUCUGCCUGGGGACAUUCAGGGGAACGAGCGCAUGCUAAGCCGAUGUUACGUAUUCAGUUUAAUGUGGUCCUUUGGUGCUCUAUUGGAAUUGGACGAUCGUGCCAAACUGGAAGCAUUCUGGCGUAAUGAACUAAAGCUGGACUUGCCCGAAAAGUAUGAGGCGAAAACCGAUACGAUAUUUGAAUAUCGUGUGGAUACCGAAGGUAAAUGGGUGCAUUGGAAGCACUCAAUUGAAGAAUACACCUACCCGAAGGAUCACACUCCCGAAUUUGCGAGCAUUCUGGUACCAAACGUGGACAACGUCCGAACUGACUACUUGAUCGAUUUGAUUGCAAAGCAAGGCAAGGCGGUUUUGCUGAUUGGUGAACCUGGUACCGCGAAAACAGUGAUGAUCAACAAGUACAUGAGUAAAUUCAAUCCCGAAACACAUGCUUCCAAGUCCGUCAGCUUCUCCUCAGCCACCACGCCCGCUUUAUUCCAGCGAACGAUCGAAAGUUUCGUAGAAAAGCGGGUUGGCACAACCUACGGUCCACCGGCUGGGAAAAAGAUGACGGUUUUCAUCGAUGAUAUCAAUAUGCCAAAGAUCAACGAAUGGGGUGACCAAAUUGCAAAUGAAAUUGUACGCCAAACUAUGGAAAUGAAUGGGUUCUACAGUCUUGAGAAGCCUGGUGAAUUCACCAAUAUUGUCGAUAUCCAGUUCCUGGCAGCCAUGAACCAUCCAGGAGGUGGACGUAAUGAUAUUCCCGAACGGUUGAAACGACAGUUUUGCACCUUCAACUGCACUUUACCCAGUGAUACUUCAAUCGACACUAUCUUCAGCGUGAUUGGAACCGGGCACUAUUGUGAAGAACGUGGUUUCUCACCAGAUGUUAUACAGUUGGUGGAAAAACUUGUUCCGCUCACCCGGGUCAUAUGGCAACAUACGAAGAAUCGGCUCUUGCCGACACCAGCCAAGUUUCACUACAUUUUCAACUUGCGUGAUCUAAGUCGCGUGUGGCAAGGCAUGCUCAAUACGAUAAGUGAGGUUAUCAUUGAUGACAGUGUGCUUCUGAUGCUUUGGAAACAUGAACUGCUCCGAGUAAUAGCCGAUCGAUUCAUAUCACCAAGCGACACGCAAUGGUUUGAAAAAUACAUCAGUUUGCUGGCAGCUGAAAUACUAUCGGAGGAGCAGCUUGCACACUUACAGACCGAAUCUUAUUUCGUUGACUUCAUGCGGGAUGCUCCAGAGUUAACGGGGGAAGAACCGGAGGACUUCGAUAUUUCGGCCCCCAAAAUAUAUGAACCAGUUGAAAGUAUCGAUGUACUUCGGGAAAGACUACUAAUGUUCAUGGCCAGUAUGAAUGAAAACAUCCGCGGCGCCAAUAUGGACUUGGUGUUUUUCAAGGACGCCAUCACACAUUUGGUGAAAAUCUCACGAGUGAUUCGAUCCCCAAGGGGUAAUGCUUUGCUUGUUGGUGUGGGUGGUUCCGGUAAAAGGUCGCUAACCCGCCUCGCCUCCUAUAUCGCGGACUAUCGAGUAUUCCAGAUUGUGCUGACCAGGUCAUACAACGUGUCCAAUCUACUUGAGGAUUUAAAGAAUCUUUACCGGACAGCUGGCAUGGAGGGCAAAGGUGUAACCUUCAUUUUCACCGAUUCUGAUGUCAAAGAUGAAGGAUUUCUCGAGUACAUAAACAAUAUUUUGGCUUCUGGAAUGAUAUCCGGCUUAUUCGCACGCGACGAAAUGGAUGAGGUCCUUGCUGCACUGGUACCGAUAAUGAAGAAAGAAUUUCCGAAACGUCCUCCGGAAAAUGAAAUCCUCAACGAAUACUUCAUGUUCCGUGUGCGCAAGAACCUGCAUGUCGUUCUGUGCUUCUCUCCUGUCGGUGAGAAAUUCCGACAGCGGGCGCUGUACUUCCCUGGAUUGAUUUCUGGUUGUACAAUCGACUGGUUCCAACGCUGGCCACAGGAUGCAUUGCUGGCUGUGGCACAACACUUUCUGGGUGAUUACGAAAUGGCCUGUAGUCCGAACACUCGCAACGCCCUGAUCACCCUAAUUGCCGAUGUGCACGAUGACGUGACUGCACGUUGUGCAGCCUAUUUCGAGCGUUAUCGUCGUACCGCUAACGUAACACCAAAAUCGUACAUUUCUUUCAUUCAUGGUUACAAGAAAGUCUACCACGAACAGGUGGAGCAAGUAAACACGCACAUUUCUCGACUGGGUUCAGGGCUGCAGAAACUGAUGGAGGCUCAGGAAUCGAUUUCAAAACUAAGUGUGGAAUUAUCAAACAAGGAAAAGGAGCUGGAAGUUGCUAACCGUGAAGCCGAAGCUGUCCUGGUAAACGUGACACAACAAACGCAGGCCGCCGAACAGGUAAAAAAUAAGGUUUUAACGGUGAAAGACAAGUGUCUGGCCAUUGUUGAACACAUAAGGAAAGAAAGGGCCGUAGCCGAAGACAAACUGGAAGCAGCUCGUCCAGCAUUAGAAGAGGCAGAAGAGGCACUUAACACGAUCAAACCGGGCGAUAUAUCCACGGUGCGAAAGUUAGCCAAGCCUCCUCACUUGAUCCAACGUAUUAUGGACUGUGUUCUUUUGUUGUUCAAACGAAAAGUUGAUCCUGUCAAAAAAGAUCCCGAGCGACCGGGUUCCAUCAAAACGUCAUGGACCGAGGCACUCAAACUGAUGGCAGCCAGCACAUUCCUAAACAAUUUACUAUACUUUCCACGUGAUUUAAUCAAUGAAGAAACAGUGGAUUUGAUCCAACCCUAUCUGGAACAAGAAGAUUAUAAUCUGGAAGCAGCCAAAAAGGUUUGUGGCAACGUCGCCGGUUUGUGUUCCUGGACCUUGGCUAUGGAAAAGUUUUACUGGGUGAACAAAGAAGUUAUUCCACUGAAAGACAACUUGGCGAAAAUGGAAAGUAAACUGAACUUAGCCAACAAAGAUCUGGCACAAGCAGAAACUCUUCUGGCUGAGAAGGAGGCUCUGCUCAACACAGUUCGCGAACAAUACGAGGCUGCGAUGCGUCGCAAACAGGAGUUGGCCGAUGAUGCAGACACAUGUAGGCGUAGGAUGACCACAGCCACUAUGCUGAUUGAGGGUCUUUCCGGUGAAAAGGUUCGUUGGAGUGAAGAAACGUUGGCUUUGAAGGAGCAGGUUAAUCGCUUGAUAGGCGAUGCACUCAUUGGAACGGCGUUCCUUUCGUACAGCGGACCGUUUAACCAAGACUUCCGAAAUCGUCUUAUGGGGAACUGGUACAAAGAACUAAAUGGUCGUCAAAUACCUCACACAGUCAAUUUGGAUCUAAUCAAUAUGCUUACUGAAGGACCUGUGGUGAGUGAAUGGAAUUUGGAGGGCUUGCCCAGUGACGAUCUAUCCGUGCAGAAUGCCAUUAUUGUUACGCAAGCUUCACGAUACCCUCUACUUAUCGACCCUCAGUCACAGGGUAAGAACUGGAUCAAACGUCACGAGAUGGCCAACGAUCUGAUGGUUACAACCAUGAAUCACAAAUACUUCCGAACGCAUUUGGAAGAUUCUCUCUCGCAGGGUAGACCACUUCUGAUCGAAGAUAUUGGCGAGGAGAUAGAUCCUUCGUUGGACGAAGUCUUGGAGAAAAACUUCCUAAAGUCGGGGACAGGAUUGAAAGUUAAAGUGGGCGACAAAGAAAUAGAUCUUCAGAAAGGUUUCACGCUCUAUUUUACCACCAAGCUACCAAAUCCUGCCUAUCCACCCGAGAUCGCAGCCCGAACCUCAAUAAUCGAUUUUACUGUCACAUCCCAAGGACUUGAGGACCAGCUCCUGGCGCGGGACUUGGAGGCACAAAGAGUCACACUCAUCGCAAACACAACCGCUAACCGUCGACGCAUUCUGGAACUGGAAAAUAGCCUUUUAUAUCGCUUAGCUAACACGGAAGGUUCACUAGUUGACGAUCAAGGACUGGUGGAUGUACUUCAAACCACAAAAUCGACUGCCAUCGAAGUUGCACACCAACUCACUCUGGCGCAAGACACCGAGGCUGAAAUAACGGCUGCUCGCGAAGAGUUCCGACCCGUUGCGGCAAGAGGAUCAUUGCUAUACUUUUUUAUUACGGAACUCAGUGGUGUCAAUCCAAUGUAUCAUACGGGUCUGAACCGGUUUUUGCGCCUCUUUGAUAAGUCCAUGGCUUCGUCCGAAUCAUGUCCAGUCACUUCCAAGCGCGUUCAGAAUAUUAUCAACUAUAUGACACGAUCAGUAUGGGCGUUCACCGUGCGUGGCAUGUUCAAAAUGGAUCGGACCAUGACAACGCUACUGCUCACAUUGCGAAUCGAUUUACAGAGGAAAAAUAUACGCCAAGAAGAAUUUAUCACCUUCAUCCAGGGAGGCUCAGCUCUGGACUUGAAACUAGCACCACCAAAACCUGGCAAAUGGGUCACUGACAUGACGUGGCUAAACCUGGUCGCACUGUCAAAACUGAAUGAGUUCGCCAAUAUAAUUCAGCAAGUUCUUGGUUCUGAACGGGCCUGGCGCCAAUGGUUUGAUAAGGAAGCCCCGGAAGAGGAACUUAUUCCUUGUGGUUACGAGCAUUCCCUCGAUGUUUUCCGCCGUUUGUUACUGAUUAGGUCAUGGUGUCCCGAUCGGACGAUGCAACAGGCACGAAAAUAUAUCACCCAUAACUUGGGUGCGGCAUUUUGUGAAGAUGUUGCAGCUAACAUGGAACAGAUUGUGUUGGAGUCGGAUCCACGUACUCCACUAGUCGGCCUUCUAAGUAUGGGCGCAGAUCCUACUCCAUUUAUCGAACAAGCUGCACGUCGUGCCAAAGUUGAGAUCAAUGCCGUCUCUAUGGGCCAGGGACAAGAGAUCCACGCCCGCCGUCUGGUCAAACAAGCGAUGCACGAAGGUCAAUGGGUUCUAUUGCAAAACUGUCACUUAUGCUUAAACUAUGUAGAAGAACUGUUACUUCUGCUCUCUGGAGAAAUUAGUGCCGGUGGUACGGGUGGUAGCGGUGGUGGUGGCAGUGCAGCGGCUGCGCAGGGAGGUGCUGGUGGUGCGUCUGGAGCGGUCGGAGCCGAAGGACCAGAAGGAGGACCUGGAGGUGUUGUGGGUGGUCCAGAGGGUGGAGUUGGAGGCGGUCAAAUGCUCCCUGGAGGUUUCCAUGAGCGCUUUCGUCUCUGGGUGACAACAGAAGAACACAAAAAUUUCCCGAUCACUUUCCUUCAAAUAGCCAUAAAGUUUACCAAUGAACCACCAGAGGGGAUAAAGGCUAACUUGUCACGCACCUACACUGAAGUCACACAGGAUUUUCUGGACACCUGUGUGACCGUGCAUUGGAAGAUAAUGCUCUAUGCUCUGGCAUUUCUACACUGUACCGUCCAGGAAAGACGUAAAUUCGGUCCCUUGGGUUGGAGCAUUCCAUAUGAAUUCAACCAGUCAGAUUUCAAUGCUAGUGUACGGUUCAUACAGAAUCACUUGGAUAGUUUGGAAUUCAAAAAGGCACAAAAAGUCAGCGGUAUUGACUGGAAAUGCGUGCGAUACAUGAUUGCUGAAAUUCAAUACGGCGGCAGAGUGACUGAUGAUUUUGACCUGCGCUUGCUUAUCACCAUCACUCGGACCUAUUUCCAAGAACGCAUGUUCGCACCGGAAUUCGAACUGACCACCAAUUACCCGAUUCCACGAUUUUCCUCUCCUAACGAAUAUCUGAAUUACAUUGCCAAUGAUCUACCACAACGAGAUUCCCCAGAAGCUCUGGGACUGCAUUCAAAUGCAGAAAUAACCUACUCGGCCCAAUGUACAAGUUAUAUUCUGUCAACUAUUGUAUCUAUUCAACCGAAAGAGACCGCUGCAGACUCUGGGGAAGAGAGUGGUGGUGCUGGUAAGCCAGCUGUGGUGGAAACACGUGAGGCAGUUGUGCAUCGAAUGUGCACCGAUAUGUUGUCUAAACUACCGCCAACUUACGUUCCGUAUCAAGUGGCCGAGCAAAUCGAAGCACUAGGCGCAUUGAAACCAAUGACCAUUUUCCUAAGACAGGAAGUGGAUCGUAUUAAUAAGGUGAUUGCGCUGGUUGGAAGUACGCUGACGGAUCUACGGCUGGCCAUCGACGGUACAGUGGUUAUGAAUGAUACUCUGAAAGACGCACUGGAUUGCAUCUACGACGCUCGAGUACCGGCUGUUUGGACCAGGAGUUCGUGGGACUCAUCUACCCUUGGUUUCUGGUAUACGGAACUGAUCGAGCGAAACGCCCAAUUCAGUUCUUGGCUGGAGAAUGGACGACCCGUUUGCUUUUGGAUGACUGGGUUCUUCAAUCCUCAAGGGUUCUUGACCGCCAUGCGGCAAGAAGUGAGCAGAAUGCACGAAGGUUGGUCAUUGGACAGUGUGGUUCUGGCCAGUAAGAUGACUCGAGCUAACGCGGAAGAUCUGAAGGACCCGCCGUCCGAAGGUGGUGUUUAUGUGUACGGUUUGUUCCUCGAAGGAGCAGCAUGGGAUCGACGAACAUCCCGAUUGGUCGAACCAAAGCCGAAAAUUCUAUAUGACAUCAUGUCAGUGAUAAAUAUUUAUGCGGUUCAAGAGGCUCAGACCACAAAAAGACAAGGCGCUGGUGAAUCCAAAGGAGACGCUCAGAGACAAUACUAUUCAUGUCCAAUCUACCGAAAAAAAGCCGAAAUAUAUGACAUCAUGUCAGUGAUAAAUAUCUAUGCGGUUCAAGAGGCUCAGACCACAAAAAGACAAGGCGGUGGUGAAACAAACAAAGACGCUCAGAGACAAUACUAUUCAUGUCCAAUCUACCGAAAACCACGGCGAAAC